Messenger RNA from Anolis sagrei ordinatus, 586 nucleotides. RefSeq names its product antioxidant 1 copper chaperone (gene ATOX1). NCBI's taxonomy places the organism in Eukaryota, Metazoa, Chordata, Lepidosauria, Squamata, Anolidae. Gene Ontology annotation, molecular function: copper chaperone activity; metal ion binding. The record is from RefSeq and is a predicted model, not a curated record. Gene Ontology annotation, biological process: copper ion transport. Gene Ontology annotation, cellular component: cytosol.
GGUGGGCGGGGCUUCCUUGGCCUUUCAUUAUUGCGGAGGAAGGUGGGAAAAAGGCUGCUGCUCCGUUCCGGUGACUGGCAGAAGGGAAGCAGCCGCAGCAGCCAUGCCGAAACAUGAGUUCUUCGUAGACAUGACCUGUGAAGGAUGCUCCAACGCUGUCACCCGGGUUCUCAACAAGCUGGGAGGUGUUCAGUUUGAAAUUGACCUCCCUAACAAAAAAGUGAGUGUUGAGUCGGAGCAUAGCGUCGACACAUUGUUGGAUACGCUGAAGAAAACAGGGAAGAAUGCCUCUUAUAUUGGAGAGAAGUAAUCACAUGGGAACAUGUGCCUGGUGAGACUACUUUGCUGCAAUAAAGCAAUGCUUAACAAAACUUCUGUAAAAGGACUGAUGUUUAUGCUUCUCUCAAUGCUGUUCCUGGAUUGUAAUUCUCCUGCUGGAUGUUAGACAAGAAAGAACGGGUGGAAGAAGACUGCUCUUGGUGGCAAAAGAGACGUUUUUAUCACAUUUUUAUUUCUCCUCCUUGUAGUACAUAUGCAUUCUUUAAAUUGGCAUUGUAAUAAAGAAAGGAACUGCUUCCAUUUUGAA